Cetraspora pellucida is the source of this 303-nucleotide messenger RNA. NCBI's taxonomy places the organism in Eukaryota, Fungi, Glomeromycota, Glomeromycetes, Diversisporales, Gigasporaceae. The record is from the annotation of a GenBank genome assembly.
AUGAAUAUUUAUGAUCUUAAAGUCAUGAAUAAUGAAAAGGAAAAUAUAAUUAGUGAUAUUAUUAGCAAAAGUGAGAAAGAAAAUAUAAUUAGUGAAAUAAUUAGUAAUAAUAAAAAGGAAAAUAGAAUUAGUAAAACAAUUAGUAAAAAUAAAAAUAGAAUUAAUGAAACAACUAGCGAAAAUAAAAAUAUAAUUAGUAAAAAUGAAGAUAUAAUUAGUGAAAAUGAUAAGUAUAAAAGACAAUCUAAAUCAGAUGUUAGUACAGUUAAAGGACAUUUUAUGAAUUAUCAUAAAAGUGAGUAG